AAAACAUGCAAGAGGUUCAGGUUACAAAAAUUCUCCACCUCUAAAUAUUUCCCCAUUCUCUUACAAGGAAGUGUACUCUUAAAAUGAUUGAGAGCUUGGGAGUUCCUGGCAUAUGCAGAGAACAGGUGCUUGUGAGACCCAGUUUCCAUGGCUUUGGCUGAGGAUAAGCAAUUGAAAAACCUGAAGAUUUUUAAUAAAGGAGACUUCCAUACAGACUGGGUCAGGAUUGCGAGUGGCGGGUUCGGACACGUUUAUAAAGUCAAGCACAAGUUAUGGAGGGAAACAUUUGCAGUGAAAUGCUGCUCGGGGGUGUCUUCCGACUCCGGUUUGUACAGAACCAUGAUAGAGGAAGCUUCCAAGAUGGAGAAAAUGAAGUUCCGAUACAUUGUCCCUGUCUAUGGGAUCUGCAACGAUCCUCCGGCCAUAGUGAUGGAGUACAUGAAGAAUGGCUCUUUGGACCAGAUACUCCCCACCCACAGUCUCAUGUGGGCCAAGAAGUUUGAGAUCCUCCACGAAGUAGCCUUGGGCAUGAACUUCCUGCACAGCGCUACUCCACCCUUGCUUCAUCUCGACCUGAAACCCGGGAACAUCCUUCUAGAUGAAAACCUGCAUGCAAGGAUUUCAGAUUUUGGCUUGUCCAAAUGGAAGGAGUGUUCGAGCAGGAUGGAGUAUAUUGAACUCUCUGCGAUCAGAGGAACGCUGAGCUACAUCCCCCCAGAGAUGUUUCUACAGAACAGCAAACCUCCAGGAACAAAAAACGAUGUGUACAGCUUCGCCAUUGUGAUCUGGGAAGUCCUAACUCAGAAAAGGCCAUAUUCAGGAGCCAAUAUGAUGACGGUGAUAGUAAAAGUGGCAGCUGGGAGAAGACCCUGUAUGGAGGAUGUCCCAGAGGACCGGCCACAGGAGUGCGAGCAGAUGAUUAACUUGAUGCAACGGUGCUGGUGUCAGGAGGCAAGGCGGAGACCAUGUUUUGCAGACAUUACCAAAGAAACAGAGGUCCUCAGUGAGAUGCUGAAAACACCAAACCUGGGUCAGAGACCAAAUGAAAAGGCAAAAACACACCAGCUUCUGUACUGCAAAACCUCCAACAGCAUUAAAGUACCUAAGAUGGCACCAAACACAGAAAUAAGCAAUGAAAGUGAUGAAGAAGGAUCUGAAAAAGACAUCAUUAGCACGAUGAGAAAAAGAGACCUCUCUAUUUUUAAGAAGAUGCUGAAGGAAGUACACGUGACCAUGGUUUUUGAAGACAACUACUCCUUGCUUCACUAUGCCGUUGCCACGGGAGACACAGAGAUUGUAAAGCAAGUUCUGAGUUUUGGGGCGAAGGUAGACUCCCAAAGUGUCAAUGGGUACACACCUUUGAUUAUAGCUGCUCUAUAUAAAUAUCCAGACUUGUGCUCAUUAUUAAUUGAGCAUAAAGCAGAUGUGAACUUGAGUGAUGAGGACAAGUGGACCCCUCUCCAUUUUGCCGCUCAGAAUGGUGAUGACAAGUUUGUGCGCCUCCUUUUAGACAGCAAUGCAGAUGUGAACGCCAAAGAGCGUGACGGUUGGGCGCCUCUUCAUUUGGCAUCUCAGAACGGCCAUGAAAACGUUGUCCGGGUCCUCCUACUACGCCGAGCCGCCAUUGACCUUCAGGAGAACGAGAACCGGACAGCCCUUCACAUUGCAGCCGCUUUCGGCCACAUCAAUAUCCUCAAACUGCUGCUAAGUCAAGGAGCCGACCUGAACAAAAAACAGAAGGGCUGUCAGACAGCACUGCACCUGGCCUCGGAAAAAGGACACUUUAGAGUUGCGAGGCUUUUGGUGAAAAGCGGGGCAGACCUAAACAGUACGGAUAGCAACCACUACACUGUCCUACACAUGGCUGCUUUAAAGGGAUACAAUGGAAUAUGCAGACACCUGCUCAAGCACUGUGCGAAUCCAAAUCUCAAAACCAUGCAAGGGUGGACACCCUUGCACCUCGCUGCUUUCAAUGGCCACGCAGUCACGGUUCGGCUGCUGAAGGAAAACCACGCGAAGCUCAAUGUCAGGGGAGACAUGGGGUGGACACCUCUGCAUUUGGCCACUCGCAGCGGCCAAGAAGAGGUCAUUUCUGAGCUUCUUGAGGCAGGGGCCGACCCCAACGUCGCGGAGGAAUCCGGGUGGAUGCCGCUCCAUCUGGCUAUCCAAAGAGGGAGCUUUCUCAAUGUCCUCAAGCUGAUCGACCAUCGUGCAAACGUCAAUGCCAGAAACAGGUUCGGGUGGACUCCUUUGCACAUCGCAGCACUGAAGGGGAAUGCCCCGAUAGCAAAGGCUUUAUUAAUGAACAGAGCUGAGCUAACCGAGGAUUCAAACGGCUGUACUGCACUGCAAUUAGCAGUAAGAAACCAGAAGGAGAGCGUUGUAAAGUUGCUUGAAGAUGCCCUUGAUGUCAACAGAGAUCCUGCUUCUCACUUUUACAAGGUUGAACACCUUAGGCACUCUUUAAUUUGUAUAACAGUGGAGCACAAACAGAGGAUAAAACAAGCUGGCACUGACUUCACUGGGAUUACUGCAGUGCCCCUGCGCUGUGGUGUCAGAAACACCACAAAGCACAGCUACAGGCUAUACAUUGCAGAGAAUUACCCAAUCUCCCAGGAGAGGCUCCCAUGUCUCCCUAAUUGCUGAGCCUGUCUUUCUGUAUUAAACUUCUGUAUUUUUGAUAUGCUUGGCUGAAAAAUACGUGCUACCUCAGCUCUAAUAGCUUUAUUAUUAUUAAUAUUAUUAUUAUUAUUAUUAUUAUUAUUAUUAUUAUUAUUAUUGAUAAUAAUGUAAAUGUAAUCUGCCCAAGACCUGUUAUACAUUUUGAACAUGUCUGACUCUUCAAAUCCAGGAGGUAGGAGACCCUGAAUCCCAAUGACUUUUUGAAGUUGACAUGCAUCUGAAUUAUUAUUUAUUUGUAGCUUUGUUUAAUAUUUAUCCCAGUCCACACCUGUCGCACCGCUUGUCAGAAGAAAGGCUGCAGAACUCCUUGAGGGAGUAGCUACGUUCCAAUA
Molecule: messenger RNA, 3014 nt
Organism: Acipenser ruthenus (sterlet)
Lineage: Eukaryota; Metazoa; Chordata; Actinopteri; Acipenseriformes; Acipenseridae
Product: ankyrin repeat and protein kinase domain-containing protein 1-like
Exons: 9
Coding region: 148-2646 (832 amino acids)
Biological process (GO): protein phosphorylation
Molecular function (GO): ATP binding; protein kinase activity; protein binding
Source: RefSeq, a predicted model, not a curated record